Molecule: messenger RNA, 5918 nt
Organism: Lutzomyia longipalpis
Lineage: Eukaryota; Metazoa; Arthropoda; Insecta; Diptera; Psychodidae
Product: probable G-protein coupled receptor CG31760
Exons: 10
Coding region: 1229-3517 (762 amino acids)
Biological process (GO): G protein-coupled receptor signaling pathway
Cellular component (GO): membrane
Molecular function (GO): G protein-coupled receptor activity
Source: RefSeq, a predicted model, not a curated record
AGUCGUUGUCGGGCUUUCUCUGUGCGGAGUCAGGUGGCAUCCCUCCGUGUUACUCUCCAUCUGCCUGAAGGAAUAAAUCUCAGACAAUUUUUUUUCUUCGUCCUUUUUGCUCUCUCUCGUGAGCCCACGACAGUGUGUCUGGGGGUGCUUUUUUUCGUGCCACAGUUUGGGGGUGUUGUGUGCCGUGGAGUGUCCGGGUAAGAGAUAAAAAGUGAAUAAUGUGCAAAAAGGAGUUUGGAAGAGUCUGAAAAAAGAAAGGACAGAGCAAGAUUGCAUUUGGCUCUCUGUGGAGAAAUGCAUUUGCUAAUGGUGUCUCUUACCCUGAUGGUGCAGAAGUAAAUGCCGAUUUCACCCCUUGUCAACCUCAUCAUCCCUUUACCACGCGAGACUCUGUUUAAACCAUUCAAAUUUCAUUAUAAUCCCAUUUUUGCCCUCGGGUGAUGGUGCCGAAAGCUGGCACAGAUGGGGGAUGUUGGGGGUUGUGUUAAAAAUAUUACAGAGCUCCGUCGGUGAAGGAUAAUGUGCUACAAAAUGUACCCGAAAAAUCUCUACGAGGGUGUGAGCUGUGCUCGCGUGGGCGUUCUCGGGGGCACUUUCAUAUGCCUUUUCAUCUAAUUCCGAGGAGUGUCUUUCGUGAUACACUUUUUAUUUUAAAUUAAAAUUUAAUAACUCCAAAACCAUUUUCGGUCGUUUAAUUUAAUUGCAAAUUUUUUUGAUAAUACAACCACAAGAUCCCCCCAAACCCCUCUGCCGCAUAAAAAUAGCAUUUUGGUGGGGGAGUGCUAGUGUUUUGUGCUUCGAACGUUGCUAUAUGUUAAGUGAAUGAGCACCAGCUGCGGGUGCUGAAAAAAAUAAAUAAAUAAAGGACAAUUAGUGCGUUUUUUUUUGUGUGUAUCCUCCUUAAAGAACUUCUUGACCGUCGAGGCGAAAAUUAUUUCCCAGUGUUUGGUGGAAAAUUCUUUAAAAAAAAGGGAAAUGUAGGGUGUGAUUGUGAGAAACUUGAAAGGAGGAAGUUGAAUUAAGUAAUUUUUUGUUGUUGCUAUAUAUGGGUUGCCCUACAAUCCUGUAUAGGAGAUAAAUCCAAUAAAGUGCAACACUAAAUAGGAUAGAUACACACUAAUGGAUUAAUAUUGCACCAACGCCUGAAGAGAAAACUGCACCAAGAUGUCGCAACUGCUGUAAACUUUCUAACAUAGCAUCACUGUGAAAGGUCCAUGACUUGUGCGAAAUGCGAGAACUUCCAGUGUGGCUCUGGUGUGGCCUCAUCCUUCGUCUGUCAAUACUCAUUGGGCAUUGCCGGGCAACUUCCGGUCCAAAUGGUAUUUUCGCCACAUUCAGCACUCCCGCCGACAUCGGGAAGGAUGCCAUUGAGGAGUCCCUGCAGACCAUACACGACAUAGCGACGGAAAAUCUGGGCAAGUACUGCUUGUCCCGGGCAUUCCGCCCACUGAGAAUACCGCUUCGUGUUGAACGCUACGAAGGAGCACGCCAGAAGGCUGACUUGGCGGCCACCGUGCUCCAAGACGUGGGGGUCAAUCGGCAUGGAGGACUUCUCGAUGCCAUUGCAAAAGGUCUCUUGGGCGAUACUCACGUAACUUCAGCGCGAAUUUUGGCGCUAAAUAUCACAAAUGGAGCAAUAAUCACUGCCGUAUGGUGGAAUCAACAACUUGGUGGUCUCGGUGGACCGCAUCGCGUUGAGGAGGAUGGCGUGAGUGUGGGCUUGAAGCCAGAUAUGAAUUAUCCAUGGUUCGAAGAUGAAAUUUCAUCACCGGGCUUAAGAUCACCAAAGUUUUCACCAAGUCCCAUCAGUGCCUCCUUUAAGGGCUGGUGGACCUACCCCUACUACUUGUGCAGUCAUCGCAGGUGGACGCUCUCGUACAGCGUUGCCAUCCCACCGACAAGUCGCCAUGGAAUACGUGGUUUUCUCAGUGUUGACAUCGAUGUGUCGGAUUUGCAUGUAAAUCAAUGCGACCCAGAGGAUGAAAAUGAAGAGGACGACUUGGAAAUCGACGCCCUACUGGGCUCACAUAAGUGCCAUCCAACUACAAUGCAGUGUGAUCAUCGAUUUUAUGCCGGCGGAAGGUCAAAGGGUACCCUAGGCAGUGGGAAUGGAGAUGGAUGGCGUCGUGGGGAUUACCAAUGCCUCUGUCGCCCAGGCUACUACUCAUCCCGCCAUCCAUUUGGCUUCAAUGGCUCCGUGAUGGAGGUGGCAUAUCAGGAGUAUUGGGACAAUGAGAGUACCAUUUAUGUGGAUAAAUUUCAAUGUCUCAAAUGUGCAGACGGAUGUGGGAAUUGUUUGGGUCCAGCCCCAUGCUUGGCCACAUACAAUUGGGUCUUCCGCAUUACAUUGCUCACCGUGUCUGUGCUAUGUGCCAUUUUUACCAUCAUACUUGCUUUCUAUAUGUAUGGCCACAGGAAAGUCAAGGUAUUUAAAGUGGCGAGUCCUAUCUUCCUCACAAUCACCCUCCUGGGGUGCUCGAUUAUGUACCUCGAGAUGGCCGCUAUUUUCCCCAUCCUCGAUACGUGCAGCUGCAUCGCAACCAAAUGGACACGUCACAUGGGCUUCUGCAUCACGUACACAUCCCUCCUGAUGAAGACUUGGCGUGUUUCCCUCACGUAUCGCGUAAAGUCGGCGCACAAAGUUAAACUCACAGACAAGCAAUUGUUGCAGUGGAUGGUGCCUAUUUUGCUUGUUAUGCUAAUCUACCUUGGCACGUGGACACUGUCUGCUCCGCCAAAUGCCGAGGAGAUUACCGAUCAGUAUGGGUUAAAGUUCAAACAGUGCUCAUACAAUUGGUGGGAUCAUAGUUUAGCCAUUGGGGAAGUUCUCUUCCUAGCCUGGGGCAUCAGAGUCUGCUACAACGUACGACAUGCAGAGUCCAUGUACAACGAGGCAAGGCUCAUCUCCUAUGCCAUCUACAACAUUGCUCUUGUCAAUACAACUAUGGUGGCUUUUCACCUGUUCAUAUUUCCCCAAGCGGGACCGGAUAUAAAGUAUCUUCUGGGAUUCAUACGCACCCAACUGUCGACAUCAGUGACAGUUGCCCUUGUAUUUGGGCCCAAAGUUGUGAGGGUGCUGCGUGGCCAGGGAGAUCAGUGGGACAAUAAGGCACGUGUACGGGGAGUUACAGCAUCAUUCUCCCUCAAUGGCAUUGGCCUAGUGCCGGAGGAUACCCCUGAUUUGUACCAAGAAAAUGAAGAACUUAAGGAGGAAGUUCAAAAGCUCGCUGCCCAGAUUGAAUUUAUGCGAAUUGUCAACAUGGAGAUGAAUAAUCGGCACCUCAAACCAAAGCCCGGUGGUUAUUUUACGUUAACAUCCAGCCUCCAGAGUCCCCUGUGCAAGGCAUCAAGCAGCCAGAGUCAAUCCAUUAAACAAAUGACUUCCCAUGUCAAUAAUGCUACAAUUAGUGACGAUGGACACAGCGGAUCAAACAGCGUGGGUACAAAUUCAAUUGGCUACCCGGCGGCUCCAUCGCAUACAACAAGUGGUCAAAUAAAUAGUAGUGAUCGUGUUUGACAUGGACUCCGAAGUGGCCAGAACUGCUCGUUGGCUUCCAGUUCCACAACCAGCAAUUCCCCAAGUAAGACAUUCGAUAUUCGAAUCCCUAUUUAUGUGUAAAAGGCGCCAACAUUAAACAGUAUUUUGCAGCUCAAUCAAGUUGAACAAAUUGUAAUGCUCAUAAAAAAAGGAAACUCUUUUUUUAAUAUUUUGUUAUUGUCACAAAACUCACGAAAGAAGAUUUUUCUUUCUUACACAUAUAUGUUGAUGUUAUUGAAUUUUCCAUAAGAAUGGAUAAGAAAGCAUUUUACUACGGGGGGUUAUUUUAAGCUUUAUUUCUUCUCCAUUUUUUGGGAUGUUUAUUGAAUGUGUCAUGACCACAAAUUCCGAAAGAAAAAUUGAAAGAAGAACAGGAUAGUGGACGAUGAACAUUUCCAUGUACAUAAACAUAGUGAAUAAGCUGGUUGUCAUUUUACAUAAAAUGCUUAUCCCUUAAGGAUCACGUUAUUACUUCAUGUUCAAUGGUUGAAAGAAAAAAAAAAUGGUAUUAAUAGAUAAGAAUCACAAAUUACUUCACCAUCAGCCAUCAAAUGGCCUUUACAUUUCAUCGUGGUAAGAAAAAACUGGGUGAUAAAAUACCAAUAAAACACUUUAUAAUUUUAUCACCAUCAUCGAGUACUAAUUCUGUUCACUUCGGAGGAAAGAAAAAUGUUGACAAAAAUGUGAGAAAAAAAAGUUUUCCAUUUACAGAUGGAAGAAAAUCCUUGAGAGAUGUUUUUGAAAGAAAAUGAAAGUAAAAUUCUUAUACUAAAUUGUUGAAUUAAGAAUAUUAUUCUUGACAUAGGUAUGGAAUGAUGUUAUUUUGAAAGCUUCUCUAUGAGUACAAAUUAAAACAAAAAUACAAAAUUUGUUAUUAAAUAGGGAGAACUGGGGCAAUUCUGCAUGGUUUAAAUAUUCAAAAAAUAUACAGAAGAACAAGAGCUUUUUGUGUAACAAAAUUACAUACAAAAAAAGAAGGUAUUGAAAGCUCUAAAAGCUCGCAACAAAAUAAUUUGCAGGUUUGCUCCAAUUUUUUCUAUUUUAAUGUAGAUUCAAUUUUUUUAAAUGAUUUUAAUAAAAUAGGACAAUAAAAAAUCAAAAUAUAUACUUACAAGGGCAAAGAAAAAUAUCAAAAAAUAUAUAUUUUUGGUUUUUUUUAGAUCAAAUGGCAUUAGAUAGAAAACUAAAUUAUAAUUUAUCAAUUUAUUCGGAAUGACAUUUUGGACAUUUUGAGCAUUUUCUAAAUAUUUAUUUAAUACAAAAAAAAUAUAAAAGAGAGCGUGGCAAAAAAAUCAUUCAAGGGUUUAGGAAAAGCUCAAAAAUUGUUCUCAGCAGAUAGAGCAAGACAAGGAAUGUUAGCUAUUGAGCUUUUCCUAAACCCUCGAGUGACUUUUUUUGCCCCACUCUCCCCUAGAAUAUAUAUUCUCACCCAAAAAGAUAUUCUAUGAUUUUCGGGGAAUUUUUUGUUGGACACAAGCUCUCAAAAAAGUUGAAGAAAAAAAAUUUGCAAACUGCGAUAAAUUACAAAUUUGUUCAUUUUGCAAAUUUUCCUGCCAAACAAAAACUUCAACUAACAAAUAGUUAUUUUUUUUUCAUGAAAAAAAAGAACAUAGUGGUGCAUUUUAUCAACUUUCCCAGACUGAGUUCCAUUUUAUGGCCGAUUGUAUUUUAUUGUCGCACAAUUCAGGAGUCAGAAACAACCAUGUUUACAGUACUAGUGGGUGGAUUUACCAUUUUACCCGCAUAAGAAUGAGUUGGAGCCCUACAAAAUGUUCCCCGAAUAUAUUUUGGGGGUUUGUGAUGGUGGUGGAAAAAACACAGAGAGAGUGAGAAAGCUCCUCUUUGCGCACCAUGGGUGAGAAAAACAGUUUAUGUAAGCAAUUUUUUUCUAUUUGGAACAAAUUUGCAGGUCGCGAUUUAGAGAGAGAGUAAAAGUUUAACUUUGUGCUUUGUCAUUCCAAGAAGAAGAAAUUUACUUAUUACAGAAACUUUUUUUUUUUGCAAAGAUCAUCAACUUCAUGCCAUAUUUUGGGAGUAAAAAUUCUCACAAACAUACCUUUAACUAUUUACCAUGAAUAGUUGAUAAAGACGCAGAGAUUUUCUCUUUCAUAUAGUAAUUGUUGUAAUUGAACGUGGGUGGGAGAGGAAGUUUAAGGCAUGGAUAUUAAUAUAAAAUUUAAGAAUUUAUUAAAUGAUAAAAUUUGCAUAAAUGUGUUGAAAUAUGUCUCGAGACAUUAAGAUAAAAACUAAAAUUUAGAGCAAAACUUAUUGUCGUAUUAAUAAAGUUUCCUCAAACAUAUUCCCAAACCGAAAAUGUACAGUUAAAACCACAAAAUGAUAUUACAUUAAAUACAUAUAAGGAUGAUAAUCAUACAUAAAA